Spodoptera frugiperda (fall armyworm) is the source of this 2744-nucleotide messenger RNA. It is a transcript of the gene Hacd2, whose product is annotated as very-long-chain (3R)-3-hydroxyacyl-CoA dehydratase. Lineage: Eukaryota; Metazoa; Arthropoda; Insecta; Lepidoptera; Noctuidae. Gene Ontology annotation, cellular component: endoplasmic reticulum membrane. The record is from RefSeq and is a predicted model, not a curated record. The transcript has 6 exons. Gene Ontology annotation, biological process: fatty acid elongation; sphingolipid biosynthetic process; very long-chain fatty acid biosynthetic process. The coding region runs from base 182 to 1297 and encodes 371 amino acids. Gene Ontology annotation, molecular function: 3-hydroxyacyl-CoA dehydratase activity.
GUGUUGAGCUUUGAGCCGGUGUCGUUGCUAUCGGGGGGUUGAUACAUUGAUAGAUAACGAUCUGAUUGACAGUUAGGAAAAUAAUUACUUUUAUUGGUGAAUAGUGGAGAUCGGUACUAAUUUUAUUGAUAUUAAUUAAACGCUGUAAAUAUUUAUUGUGUGUGGUGUGACAAACGAAACAAUGAUAAUUCCAAGCCCGUUUGUUUAUUGGGCCCAAACAGAGAGUACCAUUUCAUUAAAAAUAGAAUUAAAAAAUGUUGUGGAUCCUGAUGUGAAAGUUCUCGAAAAUAAUUUGAAAUUCUCAGCCGAAGGCAUUGGUGCCCGAGGCGAAAGUUUAUACGAAUUUAAAUUGGAUUUAUUUUCACCUGUUAAAAAUGCUGAAAACAAUCAUGUUACAACCGUCCGUGUGUUCGAGAAUCGAGUGGACAUUGUCUUGCAGAAAGAGGAGCCAGCAUGGUGGCCCCGACUGACUGCCCAGCCACAGAAACCAGCAUGGCUAAAGAUAAACUUCGAUUUAUGGAAGGCGGAGGAUGCGGCUGACAGUGAGGACGAGAAACGUGACGUCAUGAAGGACUACCCUGGCAUGUACGACAGGCUACAUAAGGAGGAAUUGGGAUAUAGGAGAGAGGACCUCAAAAAAGUCUACCUGAAGCUAUACAACCUGUUCCAAUUCAUCGGCUACACGUACGUGCUGACUGUGAUGGCGAUCCGGUACGCCAAGCUGGACUACGACUCAGUGGCUGACACCUACGAACACGUUGGGCCGGCCAUGAAGUUCCUGCAGCUACUGCAGUAUUUGGAAGUCAUGCAUCCUUUGUUUGGGUAUACUAGGGGUGGUGUACUGGUGCCUUUCCUACAAGUGAGCGGGCGAGCGUUCGUGUUAUUCGUAAUGAUUGAGGCAGAGCCCCGCAUGCACACGAAACCUGUCGUCUUCUAUUUGUUCGUCAUGUGGAGCAUGAUCGAAGUUGUCAGGUACCCCUACUACAUAUCACAGCUCUACAAGAAGGACUUCUACAUCCUAACCUGGCUGCGCUACACCAUGUGGAUCCCUCUCUACCCAAUAGGCAUCAUCUGUGAAGCCAUAGUCAUUCUCCGUAACAUCCCAUACUUUGAGGAAACUCAGCGGUUCACCGUCUCCUUACCAAAUGAAUGGAACUUUGCUUUCCAUAUGCCAACCUUCCUUAGGGUAUACCUUCUAUUCCUAACGUUCCCUGGAAUGUACUUCGUGAUGAGCCACAUGCACAAACUUCGCACCGUCAAGCUGAAGCCAAAGAUUGUCAUUAAGAAAUCCAAAUAAGUAAGGCUGCAUUCACUAAUAUGUGUUUAAUGUAUAAGGUAUAUGGGGUAAUAGUUGUUAUAGUUCAGUUUAAAAAAGCAUUUAUGGUCGUGGAUAGUAAUUGGGAUGGUUAUUUUAUGUUAAUUAGAUUUAAUAUGGCUUGUUUACGUAAAUAAUUCGAGGAGACUCGACUUGUUUCAAGCAAUUUGGGUUCUUAAUAAGCAGCGGGUAUUGGCCGCCAUUGUUAGCUCUCUUAUGAGCUCCUAUUGUGGCUGGAAACUUGUCGAGCACCCAUCUCGAAUAAAUUACGUGAAUAUGGCACAUAUUAUCUAAUUAAUUUAUGAUACCUCACUCAAUAGUUCUUACAAAUAAAUAUUUUACUUUGCGCGUUUAAUAUUAUGCUCAAAAUCUGUUGUGUCCAUUUAGUUUUUCACCAAAGAUUACAAAUGUAUUGCAAUUAUUUGUCUGUAAACGUGUAUCGGCCAUCUCUCCUGCCAUUUAGCCUUUUUGAAUUAGAAUAGACUUGCUAAGCUUUGUAAAAUAUAGCCAAAAUCAAUAGCCAGUGUUUUAAAUGUUCAGUAUUGUGUAUGUGCGUUUAUUGGGUAAUCUAGUAAAGGUCUACACUCUAUAAUACUGAGGUUAUUAACUAAAAAUCACGGAUUAAUCACGUAAGUACGGCGCGACGUCGCCGCGUCUACGCACGCUGCUCAUGAUGAAGAGUCCCUCUGUGACUCGAAACUAGUAGAGCUUUUCUCCAUUAAUGUACGUGAGUUAACCGUGAUUUUAGUUAAUUUAGUAUGUGUCACGAUAGUUAUUAUGUAAUAUUGGAAAUAAAUACAUAAUUAUUAUUAUUUUAUUGAACAUGUCAAUUUAAAUGUGGUUACAAAUUAGUUUAUUGUGAAAUAAUUAUCUCAAAAAUCAAGUAUAAGGUGCGCAAUUACUUUGAAAGCCUAAAACUAGGCAAUUAUUUACGUCUCAAGUAUAUAAACUUCCAUUUUUUAUAUAAAAUUAGUCAUGGAAACCAUUUAAUUAUGAUAAUACGAUGUCUUAUGUCCCUUUUAGACUUUAAGACAUAAAUUAAUAUAUACUUAGAUAUAAUAAAUGUACAUAGCUGUUGCAUUUAGUGGGUGUCAUUGGAAAUUGAGCUUCAUGUCGAUUGAAUAUGGUUAAUAACAGCUUGUACCACUGAAAUGCAACAUUUUUAUCAUGAAAUAUGGUAUUAAGGAGCUUACAUUAAUAUGAUUUGCGAAAGUAAUUUCAUUUCGGUGAAGUGAUGAAUUUAUUUAAAGUUUUCUUAUUGGUUUAUUGAUAUGGAUAUUAUAAUGUAAUGCUGAAAUGUAUUCAUGUCAGUAAACGAAUAAUGGGAUAUGUAUGAAGUGAUAAUUUAUAAGUAUUUAAUAUUUUAUGUUUACAUUUUUGUAUACUCGAUGGUAUGGUGACAGUAAUAAAUAAUGUUUUGUUAAUAAAA